AUGAACAAAUGGUUAGGAGAAUCUUUGACACCUCAUUUGAGAAUCCCCGACAGAGAAGAGGAGGAAGACGAAGAAGAGCAUAGGCAAGACGGAAUAUGUGGAUUCACCGAUCAGCAGAAAGCCAUCUUGCCUCUCCGUUCCGAUGGUUCUCUCUUUUUCACCGAUCCUUUGACACAUCAUCCUCCUGCCUGGAGAUAUGAUAUUAACCAUGAUGAUCAUCAUAAUCAUGGCCAAGAAGUGCCAAAGCUGGAAGAUUUCUUUGCCAACUCUCAUCAUCAAACCGAGUGUCCCAUAGACCAGAACCAAACUAAUGUCAAUUGCACCACCCUGGUUGACCGGUUGAACCCGCCCGGUUACCUUCUCCAUGAACAAACCGUAGUUACACCACAAUACCCGAACCUAAGCCUUGAUUAUGGAGCUUUUGAAAAAGACGGUUCGGUCUCGGUUUUCAAAUCUUGGUUAAGGCAAGGCACUCCAACAUUUCCACUCUCAAAUAUUUAUGUUGCUGAUGAAGAGGGUGGUACGAGCAACAAUACUAGUCAUUUUGGUAACGAAGAGACUCAUGAUUAUAACAACAAUGGCUCGAUGCUAUCGUUGGCUAUGAGCCACGGCGUUGGUUCUGAUAUGAUCAACAAAUCAAAUGUAUCUGUACCGGUGGAAGAACCGGUUAAGGUAGAUGAUGAGAAAGGAAAGAGGUUGACCAGUAAAUCUGUGGUGAAGGAAUCGGUUCCUCGGAAGUCGGCUAAUAGUGUCGGACAAAGAACGUCUCAGUAUCGUGGAGUUACAAGACAUAGAUGGACAGGGAGAUAUGAAGCUCACUUAUGGGACAAUAGCUGUAGGAAGGAAGGACAGACGAGGAAAGGAAGACAAGUGUAUCUUGGAGGGUAUGAGGAGGAGGAGAAAGCGGCGAGGGCUUAUGAUUUAGCGGCCAUGAAGUAUUGGGGUCCCACCAGUCAUUUAAAUUUCCCUCCGAGUAACUACGAAAAGGAGAUGGAUGAACUCAAAAACAUGACUAGACAAGAAUUUGUUGCCAUGUUGAGGAGGAACAGCAGUGGAUUUUCGAGAGGCGCUUCGGUUUACAGAGGAGUCACAAGGCAUCAUCAACAUGGAAGAUGGCAAGCUAGAAUUGGAAGAGUUGCUGGAAACAAGGACUUGUACCUUGGCACAUUUAGCACACAAGAAGAAGCAGCCGAAGCCUAUGAUAUCGCGGCAAUCAAAUUCAAAGGUGUAAACGCUGUUACCAAUUUCGACAUAAGCAGAUACGAUGUGAAGAGAUUAUGCUCAAACUCUGCAAUCAUUUAUAGUGACCAAGCUAAACGUCCUCCUACCAGCUCUGGGCUUGGCUAA
This is a messenger RNA of Eutrema salsugineum, 1347 nucleotides long. RefSeq names its product AP2-like ethylene-responsive transcription factor AIL1. The coding region runs from base 1 to 1347 and encodes 448 amino acids. The record is from RefSeq and is a predicted model, not a curated record. Gene Ontology annotation, molecular function: DNA binding; DNA-binding transcription factor activity. Gene Ontology annotation, biological process: regulation of DNA-templated transcription. NCBI's taxonomy places the organism in Eukaryota, Viridiplantae, Streptophyta, Magnoliopsida, Brassicales, Brassicaceae. The transcript is spliced from 9 exons.